Messenger RNA from Girardinichthys multiradiatus, 3177 nucleotides. RefSeq names its product synovial apoptosis inhibitor 1, synoviolin (gene syvn1). Gene Ontology annotation, cellular component: cytoplasm. Bases 222 to 2135 code for a protein of 637 amino acids. The record is from RefSeq and is a predicted model, not a curated record. NCBI's taxonomy places the organism in Eukaryota, Metazoa, Chordata, Actinopteri, Cyprinodontiformes, Goodeidae. The transcript is spliced from 16 exons.
UGAGGUGGCUCGUACGGAGCAAGCCAAAGAUAAACACGUAGACAGACAAAUACGGGCGAGGAGAAUUAAUAGCUAAUAAUUGGGAGGGCACAGUGGCAUGUUUGAGAUGGAGUAGCUGGAGACAGCGUUAAGUUUUAUCAGACGAGGAGGCGCCGCUGAACUAGCCGAGGAGUGAGUCUUCCUGCGGGUGUCGAGUCGCAACAUCUGCAGCUCAGUCCACAAUGGUACGAUCAGCCUUGGUGACCGCCACCAGUCUGGCGCUGAGUGGGGCUGUGGUGGCUCAUGCCUACCUGCUCAAACAUCAGUUCUACCCGACUGUUGUGUACCUCACCAAAAGCAGCCCUAGUAUGGCGGUUUUGUACAUUCAAGCGUUUGUGCUGGUGUUUCUGUUGGGAAAGUUCAUGAGAAUGGUGUUUUUUGGGCAGCUAAGAGCUGCUGAAAUGGAGCACCUCAUCGAGCGCUCCUGGUAUGCAGUGACGGAAACGUGCCUGGCAUUCACCGUGUUCAGGGAUGAUUUCUCCCCUCGCUUCGUUGCCCUCUUCACCCUCCUGCUCUUCCUGAAGUGCUUCCACUGGCUGGCAGAGGACCGAGUGGACUUUAUGGAAAGGAGUCCAAACAUAUCCUGGAUUUUUCACUUGAGAGUAUUAUCUCUUCUCGGACUUCUGGCUGUCAUGGACUUCUUGUUUGUUAACCACGCCUGUCACAGCAUCAUCACCAGAGGGGCUUCGGUCCAGCUUGUUUUUGGGUUUGAGUACGCUAUCUUGUUGACCAUGGUCCUGACGACCUUCAUCAAGUACGUUCUGCACACUGUUGACCUUCAGAGUGAGAACCCCUGGGACAACAAGGCUGUCUACAUGCUUUACACAGAGCUCUUCACAGGUUUCAUCAAAGUUCUUCUGUACAUUGCCUUCAUGACGAUUAUGAUAAAGGUCCACACCUUCCCUCUGUUUGCCAUCCGACCCAUGUACCUGGCCAUGAGGCAGUUUAAAAAAGCUGUAACAGACGCUAUAAUGUCAAGGAGAGCAAUCCGCAACAUGAACACUCUAUACCCUGAUGCUACUCCAGAGGAUCUGCAGGCCUCGGACAAUGUUUGCAUCAUCUGUAGAGAGGAAAUGGUCACCGGAGCCAAGAAACUACCCUGUAAUCACAUUUUCCACUCAAGCUGCCUGCGCUCCUGGUUCCAGAGGCAGCAGACCUGCCCUACCUGCCGCAUGGACGUCCUCAGAGCAUCCAGCAACAACCAGACUCAGGCACCGGCCCCGGCUCCGGCCCCUGCCCCGGCCGCACCAGCCAACGCUCCUGCUGCCCCGGCUCCAAAUGUAGCUCCUGGCAUGCUGCCAGGAUUCCCUCCAGGAAUUUUCCCUUUCUGGGGUCCUUUCCCUGCAGUGCCUCCACCCGCUGCUGCAGCUCCAGCUCCAGCUCCUGGUGCAACUGACGCUCCACAAAGCAGCACAGAGACAGCACAGACAGCUGGCACCAGCCAGCCCACGUCAGCUUCUCCAGAUGCAGCUACAUCAUCAUCAGCGGCGCCAGGUUCAGCAAUCCCAGGAUUCCCUUUCGCCUUCCCGCCUCCUCCCUUCCCUGCUGCACCAUGGCUGCCAAUGCCACCUCCUCCCCCCUUUGUGUCAUCGAUGCCUCCUCCCCCUCCGUCACUGUCUCGGCUGACAGAAGAGGAGCUGAGGGAGUUGGAGGCUGAAGGGCGGAGGGGCCUGGAGGCCAGACUGCAGUGUCUCCAGAACAUCCACACUCUGUUAGACGCCGCCAUGCUCAACAUCCACCACUACCUCAGCACUGUCGCUACACUUGCCCCCCCUCGGCCUGAGGGCAGCGCUGGAGAAGCCAGUGGAGCCAACCAGGAGGCCUCGUCCUCUGCAGCUGCUGCUAGCACAAGGGGUCCGACCACGGAGAAGGCCCCCUCCACCUGUGAUCAAGCAAGUGCAGCCACAAUCUCCUCUCAGCCCGCUGACUCCACCUCCACUGCCUCAGACACAGAAAGAAAGGAAAACUGGGAAGAAAUGCUGGAGGAGGAUGAGAAUGUAGAGCCGAGCGCAGCUGAGCUGAGGCGCCGUCGUCUCCGCAAACUAGAGACGCCAUCACCAGCACCGUCAUCGUCACCCCCUCCUCCAGAUAAUUAAUUUGUGACUAGGGGCAUAUCGCUCUGAACCAUCAGGAACUCUAAGAAAACUUAUGGCUGCUUCAGUUCUUCGUUGCCUCUCUUCCUCGUGGCUCUCGCCUUCCACAGGCUCAGGUUUCUCACAGCGUCGAGUCGGACUCAGGCUGUCGGAAGACGCAACCGCUUCUGUGUCACACAGCAACAGCCCCUCUUUUUUUUUCUUUUUUUGAUCUGAUGAACUCCAGAGUGGACUUCUCUAAUCCUGAUGCUGCAGGUGUUUGUACAUCUAUUAAGGCAUGAAAAGAUCCCAGUUUAAGGCUGUGAUUGGUCAGUGUGAGAGAGUCGGUGUUUAGAUCUAGUUUUGCUCUUGUUUAACCACAUCUUUUGCUUAAUCCAGUUGUCCUUAGUGUAAAGGUGGUCCCACUCACCAUCAGAACAUGUUACACAGCAGAUGGAUCAUUGACAAAUCUAGUAUCUUCAGUUCAAGUAAAGCCAAACUGCUAUUUCUGCUUUUUAUACAUUGCUCCUUGUUUCCCUGGGUCCUGACCCAGUUUCCACUGCUGACACUGUAACAUACAGAUUUGUUGGAAACUGUAUAUACUGUAUAAAAAGGUUUUAAUAGGAUAAUCUGUACACGCUGCAGAAUAAAGCAACUGAACCAGCAGUGGAGCACCAUGGAUGCUGGUGUGAAUGCUCCCAACAUUGAUACCACAGAGGAACAUGUUGGUGAAGCUCCUGAUUUUGGAGCUUUUUUUUUCUACAGGUUUUCUGCUGCAGCGAUGUGAUGUUUAAGUUAGUUUGGCUGUUUAAAUUAAACUUCUCACUGAUCUAAAAAAAAAAAAAAAUCUUCUUUCUAGAAAUUGCUUUUUUUGUCAACAAAUUCUAUUUUAAAUGUAGUAGAUUUGAAAUAUUUUGGGGAAAAUAUCUAGAAUGAAGUCAGUCCCAGACGCAUUUAUUGGGACCAUCCGGUAAACAUGUAAAAAAAAAAAAAACUGCUUUAUUCAGUAGGGAUAAAUAAAAUCCCACAUUAAGAAACAGUAGUUUUUAAUAAACUCUCAGAAGUA